UCAGUGAGCAGCAGAUUGGCUGCCAUGACAAAGCUUCCGGUCCUACCUGGGGUCCCUUUAAAUUUCAUAGAGCCAGCCUGGGUAAAAAGUUGUAUCAGCCUACAUCUGAUUUCAACCUCAGUGACCCAAACUGUCACAUUAUGAGGCCGACGUACAACAGUUUGCAUGACCCAAACCUCAAUGAAUACUACCAUCAGAAGGAAAUGCAUGAGAAGUUAAAGAAGCGAAACUUCAUCACUAAAGAGGACAACGUUGUAUGCUCAUUAAAGGAGUAUAACACAUACAAACAUUACCUGGAUACGGUCAAGACUGACCAUCAUAAAACGCACAGCAAAAAGCUGAAGGAACAGAUACUGAGAAUGGUUCAGUUGCAAGAGGAAGGCCAUAUACCUAAGGACGUUACCCUGGAAGAUAUGAUAGAGUACUUGCAUCUUCAGUCAACCAUUGGUUCCAGGGACAGGGGACAGAAAUAUGGCCUGCAAACUGCGUUGUAUGACCAAGAGAGAGAGUUUAAAGAGGAUUGGGUUUCUAAGGAGCGAUCCAGGCUGAAACUCAUUGAAAAGGAUGUGAGGCACGAUUUGAACAAGGCCAAGUAUAUGAAAGAGGCCAAAGAAAAGCGCAUCAAAAAGAAAAUGUGCAUUAUGGAACAAAAACAGGCUAUUCAGUUGAGGAUAAUGGAAGAGGAAUUGAAAAACCUCCAGGAGUUUGAGAGGUUGAGAGAGGCCUCUAUCAAACCAAAUAAGCUGCUGGAAGAAAUAUUUGAAAAACCAGCAUCUGCUCAGCCUGCUCUCAAACCUGCUCACUCCAAAACUGUAAAGAAAACAGUUUCUCUGUCAGGGAAAUCUAAGGAAAAGCCAGCCAUGCUACAGAGGAGACCAAGCCUUGCACCACUCCAGAGGAGACCAUGCCUGGAUGGUCUGGCACCGCUGAAGGGUUUCCAAGAACCUGUUUUUAGGAUCUUCAAAGCCAUCAAGGGACAAAGCAUCCCAGACAGAGCUCAGCUGAAAUCUGUCAUCCUCGACCACUUAGGCUCCAAGCUUGUCAGGAAGCAGCUGGCGGAGUCAAUCAGGGAUGAGGUCAAACUGACGAUUCCAGGGUCUACACCAGCGGCACACUAA
Messenger RNA from Salvelinus sp. IW2-2015, 1118 nucleotides. RefSeq names its product DNA ligase 1-like. NCBI's taxonomy places the organism in Eukaryota, Metazoa, Chordata, Actinopteri, Salmoniformes, Salmonidae. The record is from RefSeq and is a predicted model, not a curated record.